Molecule: messenger RNA, 6838 nt
Organism: Synchiropus splendidus (mandarinfish)
Lineage: Eukaryota; Metazoa; Chordata; Actinopteri; Syngnathiformes; Callionymidae
Product: receptor tyrosine-protein kinase erbB-4-like
Exons: 27
Coding region: 195-4376 (1393 amino acids)
Biological process (GO): protein phosphorylation; positive regulation of kinase activity; positive regulation of cell population proliferation
Cellular component (GO): basal plasma membrane; signaling receptor complex
Molecular function (GO): epidermal growth factor receptor binding; transmembrane receptor protein tyrosine kinase activity; ATP binding
Source: RefSeq, a predicted model, not a curated record
AUAGUGUUUGGAUCCGGGAGCGCGCCGGUCACCACCAGCUUUCCGCUGCGCAAACGAGCCCCAAAACAGACCCGAGAGGAGCGGACAUCACAGAGAGUUGACACGUUGUUUUUUUUUCCUCCAAAUUUGUGGGAUAUUUUCUUUGGACAUGUAAGUUGACAGACAGGACUCCUGUCGCGUUUCUUCCACUGAAGAUGAAGUUCUCCGUCUGCGUACUCACCACUUUGCUGGUGUUUCGGACGAGCGCAGCGCAGUCAGUUUGUCAAGGCACCGAGAACAAGCUAAGCACCUUGUCGGACUUGGACCUGCAGUACCGCACCCUGAAGAAAUACUAUGAGAACUGUGAAGUUGUGAUGGGAAAUUUGGAGAUCACCAGCAUCGACCGGAAUCGAAACCUUUCCUUUUUAAAGUCAAUCCGGGAGGUGACGGGAUACGUGCUGGUGGCUCUGAACCAGUUUGACUACCUGCCGCUGGAGAAUCUGCGGAUUAUCAGAGGAACCAAACUGUACAACGGACGCUACUCUUUGGCGAUCUUCCUCAACUACAGAUGGGACGGCUCGUACGGCCUGAGACAGCUCGGCUUGCGCAACCUCACAGAGAUACUGAAUGGUGGUGUGUAUGUUGACCAGAAUAAAUCCCUGUGCCACGCCGAUACCAUCCACUGGCGUGACAUUAUCAAGAACCCCCAGGCUGAGCUCCUCGUGGUCCCAUCCAACAACAGCAACCUUGGAUGCAAACGCUGUCAUCGUUCAUGUAAUGGACGCUGCUGGGGCCACCAGGAGGACCAGUGUCAGACAUUGACAAAGACGGUGUGCGCGGAGCAAUGUGACGGUCGCUGCUUCGGGCCUUACGUCAGUGACUGCUGCCACCGUGAGUGUGCGGGCGGUUGCUCCGGCCCCAAGGACACAGACUGCUUUGCCUGCACCAAUUUCAAUGACAGUGGUGCCUGUGUGACUCAGUGCCCACAACCCUUUGUGUACAAUCCCACAUCAUUUCAACUGGAACACAACCCACGAGCCAAGUACACCUACGGAGCCUUUUGUGUGAAGAAAUGUCCACACAACUUUGUUGUGGACCACAGUUCAUGUGUGAGAGCGUGUCCCAGCAACAAGAUGGAAGUGGAGGAGAACCGCAUCAAAAUGUGCAUGCCAUGUACUGACAUCUGCCCGAAAGUUUGUGAUGGUAUUGGGACAGGCAGCUUGCAGACGGCCCAAACAGUGGACGCGAGUAACAUAGAUAAAUUUGUCAACUGCACAAAAAUCAAUGGCAACCUCAUCUUCCUCAUUACCGGCAUGAAAGGAGACAUGUACCAUGAAAUUGGACCUUUGGACCCGCAGCGUCUCAGUGUGUUCCGUACAGUCAGAGAGAUCACAGGUUACUUCAAUAUCCAGUCCUGGCCAGAGAACAUGACUGAUCUGGGUGUUUUCUCCAACCUGGUAACCAUUGGGGGACGGACUCUUUACAGUGGCAGUGGAAUAUCACUGCUCAUCUUGAGGCAGAGCUGGAUCACCUCACUGCAGUUUCAGUCUCUCACUGAGAUCAGUGCCGGGAAUGUCUACAUCUUCAACAAUACCCGUUUGUGCUUCUACAACACCGUCAACUGGACCUCACUCUUCAGAACACCGACACAGAAGCUGCUUGUAGGGCACAAUCGAGAUCCCAAGGAUUGCAUUCAGCGGCGAAUGGUGUGUGAUCGCAUGUGUUCAGACGAUGGGUGCUGGGGUCCCGGGCCAGAUCAGUGUCUCUCCUGCCGCUACUUCAGACGGGGCCGGAGAUGUGUUGAGUCUUGCAGUCUCUAUGAAGGGGAAGUGCGAGAAUUCACCAAUGGAUCCGUCUGCCUUGAGUGUGAUAGUCAGUGUGAGAAGAUGGAUGGUGGCAUGGUGACUUGUCUUGGCCAGGGUCCAGAUCAAUGCAUUAAGUGUGGUCACUUUAAGGACGGUCCAAACUGUGUGGAGAAGUGCCCCGACGGACUGCAGGGAACCAACAGCUUCAUCUUCAAAUACGCAAAGGCCAACAACGAAUGCCAUCCCUGCCAUGCCAACUGCACCCAGGGGUGCGUUGGGCCAAGACUUCAAGAUUGCGUCGGCAUGAUGGACAGGACUCCUCUAAUAGCAGCAGGCAUCAUCGGCAGUCUAUUUAUCAUGGUCAUCCUGGCCCUGAGUGUUGCCGUGUACGUCCGACGCAAGAGCAUCAAGAAGAAACGGGCCUUGCGGCGCUUUUUGGAGACGGAGCUGGUGGAGCCCCUGACACCGAGUGGAAUGGCCCCGAACCAGGCCCAGUUGCGAAUCCUGAAAGAGACAGAGCUCAAGAGGGUCAAGAUUCUGGGCUCUGGCGCUUUUGGUACAGUCUAUAAGGGUAUUUGGGUGCCAGAGGGUGAGACAGUGAAGAUUCCUGUGGCUAUAAAAAUCCUCAAUGAGACGACGGGUCCCAAAGCCAACGUGGAGUUCAUGGACGAGGCCCUGAUCAUGGCCAGCAUGGAGCACCCUCACCUGGUGCGCCUCCUGGGUGUCUGCUUGAGCCCCACCAUCCAGCUGGUAACCCAGCUCAUGCCCCAUGGCUGCCUCCUAGACUACGUGCACGAGCACAAGGACAACAUCGGUUCUCAGCUGCUACUCAACUGGUGUGUCCAGAUCGCCAAGGGUAUGAUGUACUUGGAGGAGCGAAGGCUUGUCCACAGGGACCUUGCUGCCAGGAAUGUGUUGGUGAAGUCACCCAAUCACAUCAAGAUCACAGACUUUGGCCUGGCGCGACUGCUUGACGGAGAUGAGAAAGAGUACAACUCUGAUGCGGGCAAGGUUGGUAUGCCGAUUAAGUGGAUGGCUCUGGAAUGCAUUCACUACAGGAAGUUCACCCAUCAGAGCGACGUGUGGAGUUAUGGCGUCACCAUUUGGGAACUGAUGACAUUUGGAGGGAAACCGUACGACGGCAUCACCACCAGGGAAAUCCCAGACAUCUUGGAGAAAGGGGAGCGACUCCCGCAGCCGCCCAUUUGCACUAUUGACGUAUACAUGGUGAUGGUUAAAUGCUGGAUGAUUGACGCAGACAGCAGACCCAAGUUUAAGGAGCUGGCUGCCGAGUUCUGCAGAAUGGCCCGUGAUCCCCAGCGGUACCUGGUCAUCCAAGGAGAUGACCGCAUGAAGCUGCCCAGCCCAAACGACAGCAAGUUCUUCCAGAGUCUUCUUGCUGAGGAGGACCUGAAUGACUUGAUGGAUGCUGACGAUUAUCUGGUACCUCAUGGUUGCAACGCUGCUUCUCCGUUGUACUCAAGCAGACCUUGUGUGGACUCCAACAGAAAUCAGUUUGGCUAUAGGGAUGGAGGUCCAAAUCCAGCGGAGGGUUCUGCUGGAGGCGCCCAGGCCUGUGGAACCCAGGAAGCCACAGGGAGUGACGACCAGCGAUGCAAUGGAGGGCUGCAUAAAAAGGCUUUGAGCCAAAUUGGUGAGGACAGCGGAUGUCAAAGAUACAGUGCUGACCCAACCAUCUUUCUCGGCGAGAGGGUUGCCAGAGGGGAUGCAGAAGAAGAUGGAUACAUGACUCCGAUGAAGAAUAAGAGCUCUUCAGAGUACCUAAAUCCGAUUGAGGAGAAUCCGUUUGUCACUCGGCGUAGAAACGGCGAGAUCCAUGCUUUGGACAACCCCGGAUACCACAGCACACCCAGCAGCCAGCCAAAGGGAGAGGACGAAUACAUCAACGAGCCGCUCUACCUCAACACUUUCCACAACCCCAGUGAUCUGUGCAUGGAGACCUUGAGGAGAAACGGUCUUCCCAUCUAUGCUCAGCCACCCUCUUCCAUCCCGGUCACAACCUCAGGAGCUCACCUGCCCCUCACCAUCCAAGGCAGCCUUCCAAACUACUUAAUCCCAUCCGUCCUGCCCCCUCCAUCUGCCAAGUCAUGCCACCACGGUCCGUCGACCCACGCGCUUCACACCAUCAAACCAGCAGGACAACCAAGCAACUCAACUGUUGAACCCACCAGCCAAAGCCAAACAGGGCCUUCCUCCCAAGCCCAGGUCAGCCAGACUGGCAUGUUCUCUGCUGCAAUGUCCACCGGCCGCAGCAGUUUGCCGGCAUACCAGAGCCUGACCGCCGUCCACCCCUCCAGCAUGCUGAAACAUGGGGGACAGACAUCAGGUAAAGCAACAGGGAAGAAGCUGAAGGUGACAUUUGACAAUCCUGAAUACUGGCAGCACAGCCUGCCUCCGAAGACGUCUGAAGGCACACACGGAGGAGCCAUCAGUGCCAAACUCUUCUAUAAGCAAAAUGGACACAUACGGUCAGCUGUGGCGGAAAACCCCGAAUACAUGUCAGAGUUUUCUCUCAAAUCUGGCACCGUUUUGCCUCCUCCACCCUACAGACAGCGCAACACAGUGGUGUAGAUCGCUCACGGCGGCACCAGGACACCACGCAGAGGCGUAGUUAAGAUCCUUCUCAAACAAUUUCUGAAUAAAAUCCUUGUUUUCUUGAACUGUGGAAAUGUGGUGGACAAAGCAAAACUCAACCAAGCAGACCUGUCGCCUGCACCUUUACUCUGUUAUUUCAAGUCCAUUUUAUGUAAAUAGUUCCUGCUCCAACACGUGGAAUUGGUCACAUAUACUAGCGGAAGAAGUCAUGUUGCGACGGGGGCCACAUGACAUGACAGGACACCGAAUUGUCUGAGCCAGGUGGAUGUUGGUGGUAUCAAAGAGGACAGACACUGUCGCUCCAGGGACCUGAACUCACUGCCAGCCACUGUCUGUCUCCAUGAGAAACUCAGUGUCGUAUUGGAUUUGUCGUUCAGUGAAGACAAAAGACGCUAGCAACUCAAAACAGGUCUGGUCAUGUGAACAGCAGUUUGUAGGGGACGCUAAAGACUUUACAACAGAUUCGACAGGUUAGUCGGCAUCAGGGGGAAGCAUUCGUUCUCAAUUUUAUUCACCUUGUUAUCAAUCACUUAUCUGGUUAUAUCUGCCAUACAGAUAAUAAUCCCCCAUUUUCUUUGACUUUCCAAACUGAUUUGUGUUCACAAAGUGGGCUGUAACGUCACAUAGGUAAUUAUGUUAGGCCAGCACAAUAGAACAAACUGUGAGUCCAAUAGCACCUUUAUGCUGCAAAAAAAUAUAUAAAAAUAAAUUCCCCACUGAUGAUUCUUUUGAGGUUCGGCUUUGAUGCCAACAUUUAAGUUGCCUCAUCUAAGCUCAGACGGUCCAAACUGCUUGUUGGCUCCACAGUUAUGAAGUUAUUUAUUUACAGUGUAUUUGUGUGUGGUAUUUAUGUGUAGGUAACAUAGGGUAGAAUUAUACAACCCCACUAUGCACUUUUUGGGGCUAAAAGCGUCAAUUUUUCCCCCUCAUGACUUUUUCUUUUUUUUUUUAAUGGUCACUGACUCGCUGCCAUGGAUUUAUUUGUUUUAACUGUGGUCAAGCCUCAUGACUGUUUGAGUGUCUUUAGAUCCUUUUCACUGAGAAAGUUUUUUUUGUUUUAUUUAGGCAUUCAAAAUAAAUUAGAAUAACUGGUGUCUGCGAUUAUAAUAACGUUGGAAGCGACUGGCAAAAUAUGUUUCACUGUUGUUUUUAAGUCUUGGUUGCUUUGAAUGAAGCGUCAGCAGAGUAGACUAAAGAGCCGUGAGAAAGCUACCAUACAUCUCUAGUUUCAAGAGAGCACAGAGCGAGAGAAAAUCCUUGCUGUUUGUUAUCCUUUUGCCUUCAUUGUUGGACCGUUUUUGCUGCUGCUAACUGCAGUGAAGAGCCAUGUAGCCAUUUCAGAAGUGUACUAUGAAAUCCUGCAUGAUUUUCUGAGUUAAUAUUUUACUGACCUUUUAUAUCCUGACUAAAAAACAACAACAAAAACCAGAGCGCAGAUAGGUGAAUCAAACUGUUUUAUAUGUACUGACCUCAGUAGCACAAACUGGAAACCACCCUAAUUUUGGAAUAUUUUAUAGGAACUUUGUGUGUUUGGGUGUUUGACCUUUACUAUUAGUGCUUUGAUUAUUUAUGAACAUAUUAUAACGUGUGUUUUUCUUCAUGAAACAAAAAAGAUGACUUGAACUUUCAUGAUUUUUCAUAAUAUUAUUUUUGAUUGCUGUUUAACGUGUGUGUCAUCCAAAAAAAGAAAGAAAAAAAAACAUCCUGUUGAGAUCUAAAUAGCACAUAAACACUGUUACACAUAUUUAAAUUAUCCCUACAGUCUGUACAGAAUAUCUGGAGUGCAUCUCUAAGACACUGAAAAACAAAUGUGAAUAGUAUUUUUAUAAAGCACCGAAAUGACCAACAUCGGUUUUCUGUAAAUAUGGAGGCUUCGCUGAAUAUUGGCUUUACAAAAGCAGUAUUUACUUCAAGCGUUUUGUUUUAGUACUCACAUGGCAGUCCCUCAUGAAAGUCCCAUUGGUGAUGGUGCAUGAUCGACGUGGCUGUCACACCUCCACUUGUCAUGUUUGUUUGUUUUAAUCCACAGGACAGCAUAAGCUAGAGAACAAUACCCUCAAACUCUCUGACAAAACCAGCAUACAGCGAUCGUUCUGGUUCUGUGUGACCCACCGCUUACCUUCUAGUGAAAUAAUGCUGACCUUAUUUAGACUUUUUCUUACCAAUGUUUUCAUUAGGAUUUGUUUGCAUGCUUCUGAGGGAGAAGAGUCUCGACGCCUAAUCUUUUCCCCUCCCACUGUCCUCUCAACCAGAGACUUCCCUCGAUAACCAUACACAAAGCUUUAUACCAUAUAAACACCUUUCCUCAUGUUUGUUACAUGAAUCUGUCAAAAGUAUAUUUUUAAUUUAAUAUAAAUAAAGAUUGAUUCGGUGUUUGGUGGUGGUUUUUCGUGUGUUUUUGUGACAGCUUCUUCCCUGUCUGUGUCCUCAGUUUUCAU